Molecule: messenger RNA, 2611 nt
Organism: Hyalella azteca
Lineage: Eukaryota; Metazoa; Arthropoda; Malacostraca; Amphipoda; Hyalellidae
Exons: 2
Coding region: 425-1909 (494 amino acids)
Source: RefSeq, a predicted model, not a curated record
AUCUCGAGCAUUAGUAUCUUACGCAUUAAUAAUUUUAAUUGGUUUGAUCACCCGUGAUGCAAAUCACGUGGUAAAAUGCACUCCAGUGCCGAUUAGCACCACCAGCUCAAAGGAAUACCUGCCACGGACGACUGGAAAUGAAACACCAGUUACUGUCGAACGCGAUACACCACUUGAAAAAGUUUCGUUUAUUGAAAACCUUGCAUCGUCUCUCAAAAUUUUUGGGGGCAUAGCAGUGGUGAACUCCAAUACCAGCGCAAAUUCAGAACCAGUUGUUGAAAGGAAUAAUACGUACUCUUCUAACGCCACCCACCCUAAUCGGAGUGAUGAAGUGUCGGGAAGUUUGCAAGAGGUGCAGGGUGAAAACUUGAGCAAGGCGCCAAGCGAUGAAUCAGAAGACAGUGGAAUCAAUUCUAGGAGCAGAAUGGCGCAAAUAAGUUCAACGAUUCAACGUCAUGAAUCUGCUUUGGAUCGAGAUAUUCGUCUGUAUUUAGAGAAAACGUCUACUGCCCCCAAGGUUGAAGUAAAAAUGUUAACAGCAAAAAAUGACUACAGUGCAAAUUCUAGCAAUUUAAGUGCAUCCACUAAUGAAGCUAAGAAUCAUGUCGCCCAAAGCAUAAUGGGUUACAUUAUGGUUCAGCUUUUUGAAUUCACUCGAAUCGUACGACGAUUAUUUCAAAAUUUUAUCUCGUUAGCGUUUGCACCAAGUCACGUAACGGAUUCCUUGUCAGCCAACAUUUUAGAACAACUUAACAUUCUUGAAGAAAAUUUUCAAGAAUUUUCCGACGUUGUUGCAUUGAAUGUUGCGGCAACCUGGCAAGCGUUCCUGAAGACGCAGCCUCAGAAAGUUAAGAUUGAAUCUCUUCGAAAAAUCAAAACCCUCGUGAGAGAAAUAAACUUGGGUCUUGAUAGUCUCCACAGACGACUGACUCAACACUUGAGUCUAAACGAUGCCGUAUUCUACCUGCACCACAGCCUCACCGUGCUAAAUAAAAUAGCUGGUCCUUUCAACAAUAAACUUUUUUCCAAUAUAUUUUCUAGUCAUGUUUGGGUAUCUAACUUCAUUUCCGGAAAUAUAGUGAAUGAAAUCUGUGAAUCAAAAAACCACUGGGAAAAAAAUUCAUUGGAAAUUACUGCAGGAGCUCUUAGGAAUAUUCUGUCUUCUUUUGGCAAUUUUGUUGAUGAAUACUUACUGUACCUUAAUCUUAACGCCAUAUUCUCGACAAUAGACGCGGAAAUGAUUCGACAAGCGAUAGAUUUCAGUUGUUUUUACAUAAAUGAAGUGGCUGGAGUUGAACCAAUUGGUAUUAAAAAUAUUCUCAAUAAAAAUAAUAGUUCAAUGGUGCCAUACUCGGAAGAUGUUGAGACUUCUGGAGGAGACCGUUUGCUGGUCCGCAACCGAAGAAUGCUGGGCGGGUGGGACGACCUGUUCGAUAUCAACGUUUUCACUGAACGCGUAAAAGAAUUGCCUUUUAUGCAGAAAGAAUGGAACUUUGGUAAAAUGCUCGAGUCCAUGAAGAAAUCCAUGAAUAUUGCCUGGUUAGCUCUGGCAAGUGGGGACGCGAAGGUCCUGACCAUUGCCUCCUUCGGUGACAUUUUAUCGCCAGCGCUCAACUCGGGCUCAGACCUUCAUAAACAGUGCUCCGAUUUGAUAGGAAAACUGCAAUUCUACAGAAGAAGCACGCUGAAGGACAUGGAAGGACUGAUGAGGAUCCUACUGGAGCGAGCCACGGCGCUGAAGUGUUACGAGCUUGGUUCCUCAGACCCCAUCCUGCGGCGGCUGCAGUUCCUCCUCAACAUCCUCAAGACCAAAAGAAACGUCGUUGAAGAUCCUGACGAUCCUUUGAACAUCGCCAAACGCCGCAUGGAGGUCGCCAUGCUUGAUCCCUCACGUCGCAAACUUCACUGACAAGUUAACAGUUAAGGACGGGAAUAUCUAUGCGGUAAUCGCAAUGUUUAUCAUGCCUUGAUAUUUUAAUUUAUCAUGAAAGGUGUCAUGUAAGAACAAAUUUGCAAUCACCAUGAAACUCGAAAUUGUCGCAAAUAUUUUGGAGUGACUAUCUGAAUGCCUGCCGCUGUUUUAAAUUUGGGUUUCGCAUUAUAAAUUCAUUAUGAAGUAUUGGCUUUUCCUCUCGGCGAAUUUUUAUCUCAAAAUAUAAUUCUUAUCGUAAAUGAAAAUUUGUUUUUUAACUUCACGUGAAUAUUCGUAUGUACAUAAAAUAUCUAGAAUUUUUAGCACGAAUGAGCCAGAUGGGGGGCACGAGCAAACUGUUAAUAAACAUUAGUAACAUUUUCCCAUCCUGGAAUUUUACACAAUUCUGCUUCUAAGAACAGAUUAGAAAUAUCUGUUUUGACUUUUAGCCAUCUUCGAUAUCUUGAUGGCCAUUACAUUGGAAUCAUAUUUUUAAUCGGGGACGCUUCGCAAAUUGCGCGUGAAAAACUUUACUUGUGAUACAAAUCUAGAAAUGUAGAGUAAAUGAAAUCCCCAAGAUAGUGAGAAAAAUCCCAACUCUAAUUAAACGUGUUUUCUUAAACUAUCACGCAAAUUCACGCUUAACCAUACCCUGAAUGCAUGUAAACAAAAGAACAAAAAUGUCCUCUACAUUUUAUG